Cooperia oncophora is the source of this 1239-nucleotide messenger RNA. The record is from the annotation of a GenBank genome assembly. Lineage: Eukaryota; Metazoa; Nematoda; Chromadorea; Rhabditida; Trichostrongylidae.
AUGGCUUAUCCCAGGUAUGAAGACCGUUCUCGUCCUCGCUGCCCUUGUGGCGGUGCUUUACGCCAAGUCAUUCACCAUGGAGACCCGCAACGCGGGAUCGCUCCGCGCCCGCUUAUGCGGGAAGUAGAUCGGCGAGCUCUGCCAACUGUCACGCGCGUUUUGACGCAGGUAUAUCAGCAAAUGUUCAGGGCCAACAUCUACCAGAAGUUCUUGGAGGAACAGCACUUGGCUCGCGCCCAGAUCCUUGCCUCUGGCUCGCAGCCCUUCAUCGAUUACGCUGACGACUUCUACCUCGGAAACGUCACUGUUGGAACUCCUCCCCAGACCACAACUCUGGUGCUCGACACCGGAUCAUCAAACCUCUGGGUAAUUGAUGCUGCCUGCAAGACUGCCGCUUGCAACGGACAGCCCAGCAGCGGAUACACCAAGCACAAGUUCGACACCACCAAAUCGUCCACCUUCACCAAGGAGACUCGCACCUUCUCCAUCCAGUACGGCUCAGGAUCCUGCAACGGAUACCUCGGAAUCGACGUCGUCGCCUUCGCAGGUCUGUCGAUCCCCAAGCAGGAGUUCGGUGUUGCCACUACCCUAGCUGAUGUGUUCGGUUACCAGCCAGUCGAUGGUAUCCUCGGACUCGGAUGGCCAGCACUUGCCGUCGACAAGGUCGUCCCACCCAUGCAGAACCUGCUCAGCAGCCUUGACCAGCCUUUGUUCACCGUCUGGUUGGACAGAAAACUGACCAUCAGCCAAGGAGGAAACGCCGGUCUCAUCACCUACGGAGCUAUCGACAAGGUCAACUGCCAAUCCCAGAUAUCAACUACGUGCCAUCCAGCUGACGACCUUACUGGCAAUUCCCCAUUGACUCUUUCACCAUUGGAAGCUUCUCUGAUACCAAGAAACAGCAGGUUAUCUCUGACACCGGUACAUCCCUGGAUCGGAGCCCCGCACGCACGGUUGUUCAGCAAGCCCGGCGGUGUUGUCAAGCAGACUGGUGCCAAGUAUGACUUCUUGAACGAGCUCUACACCGUCGACUGCAGCACCCAGAAGACCCAGCCAGAUCUCGUCUUCACCAUCAAUGGAGUCAAAUACAACUGCGCUUUAACCUUCUUCGGCAUGGACUCUGGCGGUUUCGGCCCAUCCUGGAUUCUUGGUGACACCUGGAUCCGAACCUAUUGCAACAUCUACGAUAUCGGCCAGAAGCGAAUCGGUUUCGCUAAGGCCAACCACUCCGGAAUUUAA